UGUUGCAGCUGAGAGACUUAUAAACGGUACACAGACAAACGGUUAUCAUAUUUUAUUUAACGUUUCAUUUUUGUAUAUUUUUUUUAAUUUUCAUUUUUAACUUUAACUUUAUCACCAAAAUACCAACAACAGACUGUUGCUGAAAUGCCAAAUCAAAGAGACGAGGCUGCUGACGAUUCCCCCGCUGACCUUCCCUGUCUGGAAAAACUUGACUCUCCCACAGGGAGCCCACCCACCGCCUCAUUAUCCAGUCUGAUGGAGCUGGAAAAUUGUGUUUCCAACCUGAACCUCGCGCAUGAGAUAGUGCUGAACAGAGACUUCUGCUUCAAACCCAGGAGCCCUCCUACAGACAGCCUGGAGGGCAGAGUGACGGAGAUUGUUCACAGAGCGUUUUGGGACAGUCUUCAAGAGCAGCUGAACAGUGAUCCUCCAAACUACAGCCAUGCUGUCAUUCUGCUCCAGGAAGUCAAGACUAUGCUUCAGGCCCUGCUGCUGCCCGGUCACGUCAGACUGAGAGCUCAGCUGGACGAGGUUCUGGACAUGGAGCUGAUCCAGCAGGAGGUCGAUCAUGGAGCUCUGGAUCUCCACAGACUGGCAGGAUACAUCAUUAACACCAUGGCAUCUUUAUGUGCACCUGUGAGAGACCCAGCGGUCCGGGCACUGAGGGACCUCGAGGACCCUGUGGAGCUCCUGAGGGAGAUCUUCCAUGUCUUGGGCCUGAUGAAGACUGACAUGGUUAACUUCACCAUCCAGAGCCUGAGGCCUCACCUCCUGCAGCAGGCCGUGCAGUACGAGAGGGCCAAGUUCCAGCAGAUCCUGGACAAGCAGCCGGCUGCUCUGGAUGAUACAACAGCUUGGCUUCAGGCAGCCGCGUCAGAAGAGGCGUCGGCCGUCAGAGCUCAGUCUGAGUCUCCCAGUCCUGACAGCCGAGGUCCUGUCAGCGCCACUGCUGUCCUCAACCGGGCCUACAUGCGUCUGCUACACUGGGACCCGCAAGACCAGAAAUAUCCCGAGACUGUGCUGAUGGACCGAGCCCGCCUGGACGCGCUGGGCCAGCGGCUCCGGAUGCUGGUCCUGGAGGCGUCGGUGCUGCUCCUGACCAGCGCUCAGUGCGGGGGCUCCGUUUUCUCCCUGCAGGGGUUUGUAGGUAAACUCAGGCAGUCCGUCACUGCCCUGCUGGAGGGCAGUCACACCAGGGAAGCUGACCUGAAGGGGGCGCUGCUGGGGGUUGGGGAGACAGUGCUGCAGCUGGUGACCGAAGCUGUGAGCGGCCAGGGAGGCACAGCGCUGCCUCAGGAGAGCCAGGAUCUGCUGAAAGGACAAAUAUCUGAGCUGUGGAAGCACAACAACCCUGUCCGCACACUCAUAGGAGAAAGGGUACAGGGCUUCCUCCAGGCCAUGCUGCAGGGUGGCCCCGCUAAAAGGAGUCCAGAGCCGCCCGCUCCCCUCAGGCUGGUGAGCGCUGAGCUAGCCGAGCUGGGGACGGCCUUUGGGCGAAUCGUCCACUUCAACCAAACUGUCUUUGGUCCGUUCUACGCACCCAUCCUCAGGAAAGCGCUGUUCCCACCAGGAGAGGCCGAGACGGGGGAGGACUCACGCUAGGCUGAUGGCGACCCCAAAAACCUCCUUAACAUAAGCUGUUGUUGGACAUUGAAUGUGUCGCUAUAGAGUGUAAAUACGGUGAAGGAGAAUGUUGAAGGGAAAAACAUUUACAGACUAAAGAAAAAAAACUUGUAUAUUAUUAUUUUUCAAGUGUUUGAACAAAAGAGUCUAAAUCAAAGCAUAAGACAGGUUCUUAAUUAUGCAUUUUAACUACACAUCUGACUGCACAAACAUUAGGAAAACCUAACUGAUUGUGUGAAGCAAAAUGAGGAAUAGCUUUCAACUGCACAAGAGUGACUAACAGUUUGCUGUGUGUUACUGAAAAGAGAACAAGAUUGUGACUAUGAAAUUGUUUUUUUUGAAAGGAUAAUUUGUUGGUUUACUUCAUCUCCAGAUAAACACCCUCAGGAAAAACAACCAAAGAUUAUGCUAAUAGUUUGUAAAUAAUAGUUAAGUUUUAAUAUGUAGCCGGUUUCUGUACUCUUUUUAUGUUGACAGAUGUUUUUGUAUAACUUACCAAAGACGGAGUGCACUUAAACUUUGUUUUGUUUUGGGUUUUUUUGCACCUGGGAUGAUGAACCAAAUUAUAGUCAGUGUUUCCCCUACAGUUCUUGAUAUUAGUGGAAGGUGGAGUAACAAACUUAUUUGUAAAUACUUAGCAAAUUGAUUAAUAUUCCAUUUUUUGGCAGCCACAAAGAAAUGAAACACAAUUACCAAAAUUCUUUGAGGAUUCACUGCUGGCGGCGAUGGAUUUUAAAUAAUAUUCAGGGAAAACUAUUAGUGAAUACAGUUAUUGUGAGCUUAGGUAAACACAAAAGCAAACAGACUGAAAGCUUAAAUCCAGUGCAACAGAUCACUCACGUAAACUUUUAAUUUUGUAGGGGUUUUUUUUUUAUUACUAAAGAAAGUUUAAAGAGGGAGCUAGCAUAUUUUCAUGUACAAAAAUUAAUACAUAGAUGUAUACAGGAAUACUGCCAAAAUCAGUAAUAUGAUUUGUCUGGAUUAAUUUGGAAUUCUUGAUUAGCCGACCUGAAAAUGUAACCCACGUUAAUCAUAAAGAGUAAUAUGCUGUAAAUAGUGAGCACUAUCAAGUUGGAUGAACCCCAGAAAUCAGCUUUUACGCUAUUUAAAAGCAAAAUUAUACAUACCUUUAAGACAAAAUUCACAGAGGGAAGCAUUUUCUGAGAGUAAAAAAUCCUGUCAACUUUUUUUUUAAACCUACAAGGUCUUCAGAGAAUACUCACAAGACUCCUAUACAAUAUGAAUAAAAUAAUAUUUAUUCUGCUGCACCAUUAAAGACAUUUUUAAACAUUUCCCAAACUGCAACUUGAUUUACUAAUCCAGGUAGUCUGAAUUAUCAUAUCUCCUUGCACUUACAGUUCGGCAAAAGAAAAUACUGUAUGUAAAUAUAAAAUAUAAUGUAGCAUUAUUAUAAAGUGAUAUAAAACAUUUUAUAUUUUAUUUGUCUUACAAAUCAAACAAGCACCUGUGUCAUUAACAUCUUCUAUUUUUGUUUGGUUGAGGAGAGUUGCAACUUGUGAAAUGGAUUGAGUCUCUUCCAUUUUAAGCAAGUUUUUAUUUAUUUUUUAUUCUAAAUGGUUAGAGCAGUCUUCAGCAGCAGCAGUAUCAAUCUGGGUUUUUCAGAAGACAUCAGACAUUUUAGAGAAUCAGAUGCGUCCCUCUGUGACAUGAAUGUAAUGUAACACUUUGGUACGCACAAACUGGGGCUAAUCGUUUGUUGAGAUUAGAAGUUGCACCACCCACUAAUCUCUACAGCAGGGGAAACACUGACGGUUUAAUUGUACCAUAAUUAUCAUGUUGUUGUAUUUUGUCACUUUAAAUUCUAAACGGCUGGUGUAACUUUUUUUCUCUCCAUUUAACUUUUUAACCAUAAAAAAAUCAAUGCUGACAACAGACUUGAGAGGGAUUCUUUUGUCAUUGUAUUAUUUAAUUUUUCAUUAAUAUAAUAUUGCUUUGAAAUUUGAAACAGUAUCACAUUUUCAUUGACAAACCAUACUCUGUCCACAAACAUGGGCAAAGCAUUGUAUGCUGGUACAGUUUUUUUUUUUAAUAUUUCUCUACAUUUUGUUACAUUUCUGUUCACCCUCAAAACCUCCCACAGUUACUAUCUCCAUUAGACCUGAAUCAAUAGAAAUGCUCGUUAAUGAUCUCUAUCAUUAAUGGUCUACAGUGCUCUAAACAUUACAGUACCUACAUGACAAGAUCAGAGGGUCACACAGAGGCCAGUAAAUAGACUUGACCCUUUCUGACUGACCUCUUUCAAUACAGGAGUGAUACACAGGUCCUGUUUAUCCAGUGACAACAAGUUACCUCUCGUCCGUGUGUUGGGGUUCAUAUCAGGGGCAGUGGAGGAGCGGGGGAUAUACAGAGUGAGAUCUAAAUGUUAGAGUAGUGCCGGUUGGCCCUGCAGGUUGCAUAAGGCUUACCUCUCAUUUUCUCCCUCUCUCUCUCGCUCUCUACCUCUUUUCCACUGCUCUGCCCACUAACUCAACACACACAUCCGCUGCUCCCCUUCAACUCACAGCUUGGUAUCCGGAAACUUGAACGCUGGGGUGAGCUACACAAGGAAAACACCAAUGUUAAAAAAGACUGGUACAUGCACAGCCAAAAGAUCAUGCCACCAAAACUUGCUUUAAAUAGCUGCUGCUCAUUAAAGUGUAAUGCUUUUUUAUAUUAUGCAUCCAUAGUAGAGCAGGUUGUCUUGGUGACACACAAAAUGGAAGAUACAUACGUGACAAGAUGUUGGGAGGGAUGACGACGAUGGAGGGAUGAGGGUGAAAUCGCUGUAUAAGCGUGUAACAAAGAGGGGGGGGAACAUAAAAAGCAGAUGAGUGAGAGGAGACGAGACACUGCUACAGUACAUACAGAGACUGCUCAGGCCAAGUGCAUCAAAAACACAAAAUAAACACUGCCAACAUGCAUCGUCAGUGGAAGCUAACAGUUAACAGUCAGAACAGAGUGGCAAUGACAACAGCCACGGUACCGCACACAAACCGGUUACAUCUUAACAGUCAGUCUCCAGACACACCGUCUCCUGGAGCUCAAUACCUCACGUCUCCCGCAGCACACAGAAACAAGGACAGUGGACAGUGAUGUAACAGCAGCAGUCCAAACUCCCAUGAGGACAGACAGAAACAAGGCAUACAGCACGCACAGUAGGUAGUGCACACAAGGCGGGAGGGGGACCCACAGAUAUGUGUCGACUCUACGAUGAGCAUUUUUGAGUCACAGUGCAGGAGGAAAAUUCUUCUUUAACAAAAAAGCACAAAAAAAAAACUGUGUCAUGUUCUCAGCAUAGCAAAUCCAUUCGCAUUAACACCAGAGCAACACUUAGAUUUGGCUCUUUUAAUGUUGUGGAAUUAAAUCUUUUCACCGCCGUUUAUUUUCAAGUGACACACUUUGCAUGUACUGUACCUAAUUCUAAAUUGGUGUGAAACAGCGUGGAUACCUACCCAUGUAAUCAUGAUAAUAAGAUGCUAUGUUGGGAAAUGUGCGCCAAAUUGUGCUCCAGGCUCAUU
Messenger RNA from Plectropomus leopardus (leopard coralgrouper), 5141 nucleotides. RefSeq names its product T-complex protein 11 homolog. Gene Ontology annotation, cellular component: acrosomal vesicle; sperm flagellum. Gene Ontology annotation, biological process: regulation of sperm capacitation. The record is from RefSeq and is a predicted model, not a curated record. Lineage: Eukaryota; Metazoa; Chordata; Actinopteri; Perciformes; Serranidae.